AUUUUCUGCUCAUUUUUAAACCAUACAGGGCCCACUUGGGCUUGCUGGCUGGGAUGUUACUCUCAAUCGAGUUAUGAAGAAGUUUCAUAAAUAAAAGUGGGAAAUGUUGAUAGACAGUGGGCGAUAUGAUGAUACAUAUCGUUUGGGUGAUAGAAAAGUCUAUCGUAGCAUUUCUCUUUUAACGUUUCUAACCUACUUUGAUCAAUUAUUACGGCAAAUAUGUAAUUAAUUAGCCCAAGGUGUUGCCUCGUCAAUGUGUACACGAAAAAUAUAUAAAAGUGAAAAUAAAGACAAAAUAAAGAGAUUAUUUGUAAAAAAGACAAAACACAAAAAAACCUCCAUCUUGUCGUUUUGCGACGUUAAGCUGCUUUAUGUCUUUUGAUUCUCACUCACACGGCUUUUACGACAUACUUCAUGCUACUUAACAUGAGUGCAGAACGAUGGACGUGCAACAGCUUGAAGUUGUUUCCCCGGAGUUGAAACAGACAGAUAAACUGAUGCAGGCAGCUCAAGAAGAAGCACUUUCAGCAAAACAGGGGUACGUCUGUGUUUUGGUGGCUUUUUGGAUUCAUGACGCCCGACGCUGAGCAGAAGACAGCAAUAUGUAAAUUAUGCUAGGAGGCUAUUCCCGCGCCGAUUGUAACACAACAAACCUUCUAUCACUCCAGGAAAGUCUACAAAAAUGACCAUAUGAGACUAAAAUAAAUAAGAGUUAAACCGAGCUGUGGAACAGGGCUGUAACAAAUAUAUUUGAGUACUCGUAUUUUCGCGACCUGCUCAGAAAAUUCGAGGACGAAUAUUCGCGAUGUUCAAGAUCUCUGAUUUGUGAUCUUUACAAAUAUACUUGAGUCUAGUAAAAUAUUUAUUGCUCUGAAGUACAGAAUAAUUUUGGAUUUUACCGAAUGUGCAUUUCUACUGUCACCGGAGCGUUCUGUUUUCAAAGUAAAACUAACGUGUGCUUCUUCUCUGCUCAAAAUUUGAGAUUGAAGUUUCGCUUAUAAGUUCUAAAAAAAAAAAAAAUUACUUUAACACCAGAUAUUUGGCUACAGUGUUUAUAUUGUUUUGGUUAUAGUAACUAUUAAACAGUUGAUGCAAUUCACAUAACUGGAGAAAUGCAGACUAGCUGAUAUGCUGCACUGCACAGCUAAAGCGCGGAUGUGAUCGACGUGAAUCAGCUGAUUCUGUCACUGAGAAAAGCGACAAUUUGCAUUAAAAUGUAAUGCUUGGAACGUAAAGUGUAGCAGAACUUUGAGGAUGGAAAAACUGUGAUUAACCUUAUCAGAAUUUGUUGUUAGAUGACGAAAAAAAAAGAAAAAAAGCAAAAGUUCAGUUUAAAUACAUUUGACUCUUGAAGCAAAUGGUGUAUAUAUCGUGAUAUAUAUCGUUAUCGCGAUAUAAAAUAAUUUAUAUCGUGAUACACAAUUUUUUUCCAUAUUGCCCAGCACUGGGUUUGUCGGAUAAUAGUGAAAAUUUUCAAAGAAAAUAACCCCACAGUGUUCAGACUGAAUAAAAUUGUCUUAUUUUUGUUUUGUAUCUGGUGUCUAUAUAUACAUAUAUAUAUAUAUGUACAGAGAGAGAGAGAGAAAGAGGGAGACAUAAAAACCUUUCCAUGAAAGUUCUAACAGCCUUUCAAAUUUUUUUUAAACUUGAUGUACAUUAAAUUAAAUUUCCCCUUUUUUACAUUUCAAAAUACAAUGUUCUGAAUAUUUCAAGUGCUUACUUGGUUUAAAAAUGAUAAUCUAUAUAAAGAGCUGGGCCACCCUCAUCAGUGACGGCCUUCAACUAAAGUUUCGGUUUCUUUUCUACAGAAGUGAUACAAUCUCUCAUGCUGACAAACAAAAAAAAAACCUGCUGAAGUAUUGAGGAAACGUCCUCAAUCUGUUUUAUCACAAUAGAAUUUAAAGCGCAAAGAAUAGCCCAGCUAUACACAGACACUAUCUUUCAACACUGCAUUAUAAACCAAUAAUUACAAAAGACAAAAAAAAAAAAGCAAACCUCAAGGUGUCACUUUGAAUUGGUAAAGUAUGUCCCCAACUAGGGUCAGCACAGACUGUGGGUGUUCUCAGCCUUUGGUGAUAAUUAGCAGUAAUAUUUAGCAGUUUAAUUUACAAGUUUUUCUUUAAAUGAAUUACAUUUGCUUGUUUAAAAGACAUUUCAGGCCCCGGCUUAAAAUAAAAAAAGAAAGCAAAAAAAUAAAUAAAUAAAUUGCUGCAUAAAUGAAUGAAUAUUUCAAAGAUUUCUUACUUAAAAGUUGCAUACAUUUUUCCAUUUUUUUAACUUUAUUAAAGAAUUUGUGUGGAAAGAUCUACCAGGAAAUAAAUAGAAUGUCUUUUUUUCCAGUACAUUACUGGCUAAUCCUUAGUUGUUUGAAGCUGUGCCAGCCUCCAACGUAUAAAUUCUUGCUGCAUCCCUGCAGUCUCACCUGAUGAACAGGCUUGCAUGACAAGGCAACAUUGUGAUGUUUCCUUUGAGCAAUUCUAGUUAUUGAAAUUAAAACUUUUCUAAUCUGCUAGAGCAUUUUUUUUAUUUCUGCAUAGAAUCUUGGUUUCGUUUAUUUUAAUGUCAUCAUAGGUACUUUUAUUUUGGCUCCGUAUUUUGAAUUCGAGCUCAGUCAUCUGAGCUUUAAAGGAUGGCAGGCAAAUCUCUGCUGCCGCUCCUGCUUCUGUCAAGGCUGUGUGUUGUGAUUUCACAAAAUCAAACCACGUCGGCUUCCCCAACUGAGACUACAGAUGCCUUCUCAGUUCCGGGUAAUUUUUACCCAAUUUCUGGAACUGAAAACCCUCGGUCAUUUUUUGGAAGUUCUCCACUGAUUUACCUGCAAAGACCUUUUGUCUACUUUGGGAAUACAUACAACACCAUUUAUGUUAACAACAAUGGGCACUUGACCUUUACUUCAUCAUACUGGUCAUAUUUACCCCAAAGUUUCCCACUAUAUGGAUCUAUGGACAUAAUUGCCCCAUUCUGGACAUUUAUGGACAACAGUCAAACUGGUUUGAUCCUCUACAACCAAUACACCAAUGGCAGUGUCCUCCAACAAGCUACACAGGACAUUAAUAGCUACUUCCCAAACCUCAACUUCAGCGCUGAGUGGGUCUUUGUGGCAACAUGGUAUGAAGUGGCCUAUUACCCAACUACAGGAACAAAAACUACUUUCCAAGUUGUGCUGAUCUCUGGAGGAGAGAAGUCAUUUGUUCUCAUGAACUACGGUUCUCUUGCUGAAGCAGUUUGGAAUGUUCAGGCUGGCUAUGACACCAUAAACUCUUUUCACUAUUUUACUAUUCCUGGAUCUUUGUCAAGUUCUGCAUCAGGCGUCAACUCCACUUUUAGUCUCAGCAGCAACAUCAAUGUAACGGGUCGCUGGGCCUUCCAAAUAGACAGCGGUCCGGAUAACUUCAAGUUUAAAGGUCAUUUUUAUCCAAUUCCUGGACUUGCAAGUUACCGGUCACUCGAUGGAAGUUCUCCUCUGAUUUACCUGCAAAGACCUUUUGUCUACUUUGGAAAAACAUACAACUACAUUUAUGUCAACCACAAUGGACACUUGACCUUUAAUUCUCCAUUUAGCUCAUAUACACCGCAAAGAUUCCCACUCUAUGGAUCUAGGGACAUAAUCGCUCCAUUCUGGACAGAUUUAGACAACAGACAAAAUGGUUUUGUCCUCUACAACCAAUACACCAGUGGCAGUGUCCUCCAACAAGCUACACAGGACAUUAAUAGCUACUUCCCAAACCUCAACUUCAGUGCUGAGUGGGUCUUUGUGGCAACAUGGUAUGAAGUGGCCUACUUUCCAACUACAGGAACAAAAACAACUUUCCAAGCUGUGUUGAUCUCUGGAGGACAGACAUCAUUUGUUCUCAUGAACUAUGGUGCCAUUGCCUCAACAUCUCAGAACGUGCAGGCUGGCUAUGACACCAUAGACUCUGUUCACCAUUUGACCAUUCCUGGAUCUUUCUCAAGUUCAGCAUCAGGCGUCAACUCCACUUUUAGUCUGAGCAGCAACAUCAAUGUAACGGGUCGCUGGGCCUUCCAAAUAGACAGCGGACCUGACGGCUGCCAAUUUAAAAACAGAUCUGUGCAGUUGGGUGAUUUCUUCUGGAGCGACAGCAACUGCACACAAAAGUGCACCUGCACCACAUCAGGCGUUCAUUGUAUCACCAAGCUUUGCUCUUUCCCUGAAACCUGCCAGCAAACAAAUUUUCAGUUCCUCUGCUUCAAUGGUUCAUUGGCUUCAGCAGUCUUAAGCAACUUUUAUCCAAUUUCUGGAACUGAAAGCCCUCGAUCUGAUGAUGGAAGUUCUCCACUGAUUCAACUGCAAAGACCUUUUGUCUACUUUGGAAAUACAUACUACACAAUUUAUGUCAACCACAACGGACACUUGACAUUUUCUGCCCCAUUUGGAUCAUUUUCCCCUCAAAGAUUCCCAAUAUAUGGAUUCAAAGACAUAAUUGCUCCAUUCUGGACAGAUUUGGACAACAGUCAAACUGGCUCAGUUCUCUUCAACCAAUACACCAGUGGCAGUGUCCUCCAACAAGCUACACAGGACAUUAAUAGCUACUUCCCAAACCUCAGCUUCAGUGCUGAGUGGGUCUUUGUGGCAACAUGGUAUGAAGUGGCCUACUUUGGAGCUUCAAGAACAAAAAUAACUUUCCAAGCUGUGUUGAUCUCUGGAGGACAGAACUCAUUUCUUCUAAUGAACUAUGGUUCGAUUGCCUCAACAACUCGGAAUGUUCAGGCUGGCUAUGACACCAUAAACUCGUAUUACCAUUUCACCAUUCCUGGAUCUUUCUCAAGUUUUGCAACAGGCAGCAACUCCACUUUUAGUCUCGGAAGCAACGUCAACGUAACAGGUCGCUGGGCCUUCCAAGUAGACAGUGGAGUUAGAGGCUGCCAGUAUUAUUACACACCUGUUCAACUGGGUGAUGUUUUCUGGAGUGACAGCAACUGCACACAAAAGUGCACGUGCUCCACAUCGGGCAUUUUUUGCAUCACUGAGCUUUGCUCCUUCUCUGAAACUUGCGUGCCGACGAACUUUCAAUUCCUCUGCUUCAAUGUCUCAGUAGUGGUCCCCCCAGUUACCACCACAUUUGACCCACCAGUAAUAACAUCAGCAGAACCUCCAGUUAUUACAACCACAUCGGCUCCACCAGUUAUAAUCAAUUCAACACUUCCAGACUCUCUUUAUCCAAUUUAUGGAACUGCAAGCUCUCGAUCUGAUGAUGGAAGUUCUCCACUGAUUCACCUGCAAAGCCCUUUUGUCUACUUUGGAAAAACAUACUACACAAUUUAUGUCAACCACAACGGACACUUGACAUUUUCUGCCCCAUUUGGAUCAUUUUCCCCUCAAAGAUUCCCAAUAUAUGGAUCCAGAGACAUAAUUGCACCAUUCUGGACAGAUUUGGACAACAGUCAAACUGGCUCAGUUCUCUUCAACCAAUACACCAGUGGCAGUGUCCUCCAACAAGCUACACAGGACAUUAAUAGCUACUUCCCAAACCUCAAUUUCAGUGCUGAGUGGGUCUUUGUGGCAACAUGGUAUGAGGUGGCCUACUUUCCAGCUACAGGAACAAAAACAACUUUCCAAGCUGUGCUGAUCUCUGGAGGACAGAAAUCAUUUGUUCUUAUGAACUACGGAUCAAUUGCCACAGCUGGCUCGAAUGUUCAGGCUGGCUAUGACACAACAAACUCGUAUUACCAUUUCACCAUUCCUGGAUCUUUCUCAAGUUCUGCAACAGGCAGCAACUCCACUUUUAGUCUCGGCAGCAACGUCAAUGUAACGGGUCGCUGGGCCUUCCAAGUAGACAGUGGAGUUAGAGGCUGCCAGUUUAAUGACACACCUGUGCAGUUAAGUGAUUUCUUCUGGAGCGACAGCAACUGCACACAAAAGUGUACAUGCACCACAUCAGGCAUUCACUGUGUCACUGAGCUUUGCUCUUUUUCUGAAACCUGUGUGGCGACAAACAUUCAGUUUCUCUGUCUCAAUGUCUCAACUCCUCCCCCAGUUACAACCACAGUAGCUCCACCAGUUACAACCACAUCACCUGCUACAGUUAAAAUCCCAAUUAAUGACACGACUCUGAGUCAUUUUUAUCCAAUUGCUGGAACUGCAACCACCCGCUCACUUGAUGGAAGUUCUCCACUGAUUUACCUGCAAAGACCUUUUGUCUACUUUGAGAAAACAUACAACACCAUCUAUGUCAACCACAACGGACAUUUGACCUUUACUUCACAAUACUGGUCAUAUAUACCUCAAAGAUUCCCACUCUAUGGACCCAGAGACAUAAUCGCUCCAUUCUGGACAGAUAUGGACAUCCAAAUAACUGGAUUGGUCCUCUACAACCAAUACACCAAUGGCAGUGUCCUCCAACAAGCUACACAGGACAUUAAUAGCUACUUCCCAAACCUCAACUUCAGUGCUGAGUGGGUCUUUGUGGCAACAUGGUAUGAAGUGGCCUAUUAUCCAACUACAGGAACAAAAGCUACUUUCCAAGCUGUGCUGAUCUCUGGAGGAGAGAAGUCGUUUGUUCUCAUGAACUACGGUUUUCUUGCUGCAACAGUUUGGAAUGUUCAGGCUGGCUAUGACACCAUAGGCUCUGUUCACCAUUUGACCAUUCCUGGAUCUUUCUCAAGUUCAGCAUCAGGCGUCAACUCCACUUUUAGUCUGAGCAGCAACAUCAAUGUAACGGGUCGCUGGGCCUUCCAAGUAGACAGCGGUCCAGAAGGCUGCAUGUUUAAUGACACACGUGUGCAGUUGGGUGAUUUCUUCUGGAGCGACAGCAACUGCACACAAAAGUGUACGUGCACCACAUCGGGCGUUCACUGUAUCACCGAGCUCUGCUCUUUCCCUGAAACCUGCGUGCCGACGUACUUUCAGUUCCUCUGCUUCAAUGUCUCAACUCCUCCCCCAGUUACAACCACAGUAGCUCCACCAGUUACAACCACAUCACCUGCUACAGUUUUAAUCCCAAUUAAUGACACAACUCUGAGUCAUUUUUAUCCAAUUGCUGGAACUGCAACCACCCGCUCACUUGAUGGAAGUUCUCCACUGAUUUACCUGCAAAGACCUUUUGUCUACUUUGAGAAAACAUACAACACCAUUUAUGUCAACCACAACGGACAUUUGACCUUUACUUCACCAUACUGGUCUUAUAUACCUCAAAGAUUCCCACUCUAUGGACCCAGAGACAUAAUCGCUCCAUUCUGGACAGAUAUGGACAUCCAAAUAACUGGAUUGGUCCUCUACAACCAAUACACCAAUGGCAGUGUCCUCCAACAAGCUACACAGGACAUUAAUAGCUACUUCCCAAACCUCAACUUCAGUGCUGAGUGGGUCUUUGUGGCAACAUGGUAUGAAGUGGCCUAUUAUCCAACUACAGGAACAAAAGCUACUUUCCAAGCUGUGCUGAUCUCUGGAGGAGAGAAGUCGUUUGUUCUCAUGAACUACGGUUUUCUUGCUGCAACAGUUUGGAAUGACACCAUCAACUCUUUUUACCAUUUCACCAUUCCUGGAUCUUUCUCAAGUUCUGCAACAGGCGUCAACUCCACUUUUAGUCUCGGAAGCAACGUCAACGUAACGGGUCGCUGGGCCUACCAGGUAGACAGUGGAGUAAGAGGCUGCCAGUUUAAUAACAAACCUGUUCAGUUGGGUGAUUUCUUCUGGAUGGACAGCAACUGCACACAUAAGUGCACCUGCUACACAUCAGGCAUUCAAUGUAUCACAGAACUCUGCUCUUUUCCUGAAACCUGCCAGCAAGCAAACCUUCAGUUCCUCUGCCUCAUUGUGGACCAUCCAAUAAACACCACAAUGGAUCCACCAGUCAUAACAUCAGCAGAACCUCCAGUUACAACCACUUUGGCUACAUCACUUACCAGCACUUUGCCUCCUCCAGCUAUAAUCACAGACAAUUUACCACUUCCGGAUUCUCUUUAUCCAAUUUCUGGAACUGCAAGCUCCCGAUCAGAUGAUGGAAGUUCUCCACAGAUUUACCUGCAAAGACCUUUUGCCUUCUUUAGAAAAUUGUACAACACCAUUUAUGUCAACCACAAUGGACACUUGACAUUUGAUUCCUCAUAUUACUCAUAUACACCUCAACGAUUUCCCUUACAUGGACCCAGAGACAUAAUCGCUCCAUUCUGGACAGAUUUGGACAACAGACAAAAUGGUUUUGUCCUUUAUAACCAAUACACCAAUGGCAGUGUCCUCCAACAAGCUACACAGGACAUUAAUAGCUACUUCCCAAACCUCAACUUCAAUGCUGAGUGGGUCUUUGUGGCAACAUGGUAUGAAGUGGCCUAUUAUCCAACUACAGGAACAAAAACAACUUUCCAAGCUGUAUUGAUCUCUGGAAGCCAGAAAUCAUUUCUACUCAUGAACUAUGGUUCAAUUGCCUCAACAUCUCAUAGUGUUCAGGCUGGCUAUGACACCAUAGACUCUUUUCACCAUUUUACCCUUCCUGGAUCUUUCUCAAGUUCUGCAACAGGCGUCAACUCCACUUUUACUCUGGGCAGCAACGUCAAUGUAACGGGUCGCUGGGCCUUCCAAGUAGACAACCUGUGCAAUUGGGUGAUUCAUUUUGGAGUGACUCCACCUGUGCACAGAAGUGCACGUGCACCACAACGGGCCUGCAGUGCUCUAACCAGCCCUGCUCUUUCUCCCAAGUCUGCAUGCCAGAUUCCUUUCAGUUCUCCUGCCAGUCAGUGCAGAGACGCACCUGCACUGUCAGUGGUGAUCCGCAUUACUACACUUUUGACAACAAAGUGUUUCACUUUCAAGGCACCUGCACCUAUGUUCUCUCAGAACAAUGUCAGAAUGAGCUCCCCUAUUUCAGAGUAGAGGGCAAAAACGAGCAUUUAGGCAGCACUCGUGUUUCCUGGACAGGACUUGUUAAGGUUUUUGUCUAUAAUGAAACUAUUGAGCUCGUCAAAAGAACCACUGGCAAAGCAAAGGUUAAUGGAAACUUUGUAGCAACUCCGUUUUCCCUCAACCAGGACCGUGUCCAGGUCUAUCAGUCAGGCAUGUCAAUGAUUGUCAGCACCGACUUUGGCUUGAUGGUAGCUUACGACAGAACCUAUUAUCUCAGAAUCAGUCUGCCCUACACUUACCAGAAUGCAACAUGUGGACUGUGUGGAAACUUCAACAAUCAACCUGGAGAUGACCUCCGAACUCGUGAAGGCGAGAUUGUCAGCUCUGAUGUAGUUUUUGCCAACAGUUGGAGAGCAUCUGGUGAUGAUGAUCCUGGUUGUGAAGCACAGUGUGAAGGUCUGGAAUGUGCUGGCUGUAAUGCAGCUCAGACUGCUUUAUACAGCAACGAUGAACACUGUGGAAUCCUUCAGAACAGCUCUGGACCGUUUGCAGCAUGCCACCAAACACUUUCCCCACAAAACUUUGUGGACAGUUGUGUUUAUGAUCAAUGUGUCGGUGGAGGAUAUCAACCGUUUCUCUGCCAAGCUAUAGGAGUAUAUGUAAGUCAGUGUCAACAAAAUGGUAUCCAGCCUCAAAACUGGAGAAGACCUGGAUUCUGCGAAAUCCCCUGCCCAGCCAAUAGCCACUUUGAGUUUCAAGCAAGUGGAUGUCCAUCUACCUGUGUUAAUCCUAACUCCACCCAAAACUGCCCCCUUCCUGUUCAGGAGAGCUGUGUUUGUGAUCCCGGCUACGUCCUCAGUGCUGGAGAAUGUGUUCCUUAUUCUCAGUGUGGCUGCAGCUUUGAGGGUUUCUAUUAUCAAUCAGGAGAGACUGUUAUAUUGGGUGAAGACUGUGGGAGGCGCUGUAGCUGCACUGCUGGCUCAAUGACUUGCAGCCCUUAUAGCUGUGGCCGUAAAGAAUCCUGCAGUGUGGAAGACGGAGAAAGAGGAUGCAGACCUAAUGGAUACGCCACAUGCUGGAUCAGGGGGGCAGGGUCCUAUCAAACAUUUGAUGGACUGACAUACCAGUAUGCUGGAGCAUGUAAACUGACCCUUGCCAAAUUAAUGGGAUCAUCUGAUCAUCCACACUUCAAGGUGACAUCAGAAAAGGUACCAAAAGGUCAGCAAGGGUUUGUCCAGACUCUGAUAUUUGAAGCAGAGGGAAAACGUAUUUCCAUAGAGUUGGAACGCAACGCUAAAGUUACGGUUGAUGGUCAGCGGAUUCGACUGCCCUUCAGUUCUGGAUCCAACCACAUCCGCAUCUUCCACAGCAACACUCACAGCAUCAUCCUUCGCACAUCUUUUGGUUUGACUGUACAAACUGUGUGGCCUCACUUUGUGCGCGUCACUGCACCUGUGGUCUACAGCAGCUCACUUGGUGGACUCUGUGGAAACUACAACGAUGAACCCAACGAUGACUUUCAAACACCAAAUGGAACCCUGGUCCACAGUUCUCAAGUGUUUGGGGACAGCUGGCGAGAAGGCUCCCUGGCAUCUCACUGUGUGGACAACACAAUUCAUAAUUCUACAAACAAUUACAAUUCCAGUGACUACUGUGGCAUUCUGAGUUCACCACAUGGUCCAUUCACUCCAUGCUGGGCUGUGGUAGAGCCAUCACAGCAAGUGGACGUAUGUGUGGACAUCCUCCAUAGAUCUGAAGAUCCUGAAUCAACUCUGUGUGAGGUUCUACGAGAUUAUGCUCUGAUGUGUCAACAACAGGGGGUUUCUCUGGGAGAAUGGAGGAAUUUAACUGGUUGUGCAUUAACUUGCCCUUCAAACAGCCGUUAUGAACUCUGUGGGACAUCCUGUCCUUCCGCCUGCCCCAGCCUCUCCUUCCCCUUCAGCUGUGACUCUCCAUGUCAGGAUGGGUGUCAGUGUAACGACGGCUUAGUCCUCAAUGGAAACCAGUGUGUGCCACCAACAUCCUGUGGAUGCUAUCAUCAAGGGCGCUAUUGGCAAAGUGGUCAGCAGUUUUGGGAUGGAGAAGAGUGUCAGAGUUUGUGCAGCUGUAAUGGAGUGACUGGUGUGGUGAAUUGUGAGCCGCACUCUUGUGGUCCUGAGGAGGCGUGUCGAGUGGUAGAUGGGGAGUUUGGCUGCCAUCCCAACCCUCAUGGUACUUGCUCAUCUUCUGGAGACCCUCACUACAUCACGUUUGACCGCAAGGCAUACGACUUCCAAGGAACGUGCCGUUAUGUUUUGGCGACUGUAUGCAAUGUGACCAGUGGCCUCAAUGAUUUUUCUGUGGAAGCAAAGAAUGAGCAGUGGAAUGGUCUGGCACUUUCUCUUGCUGCUGAAGUGUUUGUCAAAGUGUGGGGAUAUUCAAUACAUAUUUCAAGGAAUCGACGUGGUGUGGCAGAAGUAAAUGGAAUAACAAGAAACUUACCAGUUCUCCUGAAUGAAAGCCGUGUGUCCAUCUACACAAGUGGAUCUUGUGUAUUUGUCAGUACGGACUUUGGCUUGACUGUCACCUUUGAUAGUUACAGCACAGUAGUGAUCACCAUUCCUCCAAACUACAGAGGAAAAGUAUGUGGACUUUGUGGAAAUUUCAAUGCCAAUCCAAAUGAUGACUUCCAUACCCCAAAUGGAACAGCAGUUGCCACAACAGAUUCUUUUGGGGCAUCCUGGAAAGUACCAGGCAACUACACCUGCAGUGAUGGCUGUGGCUCCUCCUGUCCACAGUGCAAUGAUAAUCAAACCGCCAGAGCUCAGUGUGAGGUGCUUCAGGCAGCUGACGGCCCUUUCAGCUUCUGUCACGAGCAAGUGGAUCCAGCACCGUUUUUCAGCGACUGCGUGUUUGACGUUUGCGUGUCGGGGAAUGCAGGAAACGAUCUUCUGUGCAGGGCCAUUGAGGCAUAUGUGAGUGCAUGUCAGUCUGCUAACAUUCGGAUCUAUCCUUGGAGACAAAACACCACCUGCAGCAUUGACUGUCCUGCAAACAGUCACUAUGAGUUGUGUGGAACAGACUGUGGCCACACCUGUGCCAGCAGCACUGAUGUCACCUGUGAGCAUGUUUGCUCUGAGGGAUGUUUCUGUGAUGAGGGCUUUGUGAGAAGUGGUACAACCUGUGUUCCUCUGGAAAGAUGUGGCUGCCAGUAUGACGGUUUUUACUAUAAUGUUGAUGAGUCUUUUUGGACUGAGGGUUGUUCCCAGCUAUGUGAAUGUCAUGGACCCAAUGACCUGCGCUGCUCUCCAGCAUCCUGCACUCCUGCACAACAGUGCAGCAUCAAGGAUGGCCAGCUUGGCUGUUAUGAUACAAUGUCCACUUGCACUGUGUUAGGAGACCCACACUACAUUUCCUUUGAUGGGGCAGUCACUAAUUUUCAGGGAACAUGCUCCUACAUCAUUACUGAAAGUGUGAACCACGAUAACAAUGAAACCAAAUUCCAAGUAUUAGCCACUAACAAGCACAGAGGCAACAAAUUAGUUUCAUUUGUAUCAACUGUGGACAUAUUCCUCUCAAAACAAAAUGAGAGCGUACACAUUUGGAUUGGAUCAAACAGAAGAGUGAAGGUAAAUGGAAGUGAAACUUCUCUUCCCACCCCUGCAGGAUCAUUUGCAGAGGUUUCAAGGCAGGGAAGCUACAUAGUCUUUGAUGCAGUUGACUUCAUUGUCCAGUUUGAUGGGCAACGGACUUUACUGGUCAGAAUGGGCCAAAACCGAGAAAAUAGAGUCACAGGGAUGUGUGGAAACUUCAAUGGUGAUCCAUCUGAUGAUAAAGUGUUUCCAAACGGCACAAACACCCAAAAUGACAAAGAGUUUGGAAACAGCUGGAAGUCCCCCAUAAGCCAACCAGGAUGUGGAUCCACUGAUGAAGAAAGUGAUGGAAUUGGGAACUGUCGCUUCUUGGAAGAAUACUCUGAACUCUGCAGCAUCAUCACCAACACCAGCGGUCCAUUCAGUGCCUGUCACCUGCACUCUGACCCACGGCCGUUUUUCUCUUCCUGUGUCUAUGAUCUCUGUCUCUACACUCCAGCCAAUGGCAUGCUGUGUUCUGCAGUUUCAGCCUAUGAGAAAACCUGCACUGUUUUAGGGUUGAACAUCCCAGAGUGGCGCCCUUCUUUGCACUGUGAUGAGUCAGAUCCCUGUGAACAGCUGGACUGCACAGAGAAUGAAUGGUGUGGAGAGAAGGACGGUGUGUACGGCUGUUUCUGUGAUGAGCACCAUCAACGACCCAACAGUGAGAGCUUUGACUCGUCCAUCACAUGUGUGAGCAGUUCAGGGACCUUGUCCCUCUCUCGCUGUCAGCUGUUUGAAGCCGGUUUCCCCUUCAGUGCUCUCCAUCUACGAAACGACUCCUGUAAAGGGACUCUACAGGACGGGCGGCUGGUGUUCCACUUCAAUAAUGAUGAUCAUCCGUGUGGGACAGUUUUCAGGAGCAAUGGCACACAUUUCAUCUAUGAGAACAGUGUCCAGGGAGAUGUGGAUCCUCACAACAGUAUCAUCACUCAUGAAAAGAGCUUCCACUUGCUUUUCAGUUGUGCAUACCCUGUGGCUCAGGCCUUGUCUAUGGACGUGGCCAUCAACUCUUUAGAAAGCAUUGUGAACAAGAGGCUUCCAUCUGGUGAAGGUCACUAUAGUCUGAGGAUGAUAACGUAUGAAGACCCCAACUUCCAAUCCCCUCUAAACCGGAACAGAAACUUAGAAAUGGAAAUAAACCAGAGGUUGUAUAUCGAGGUGCUAAGUGAGGGGGUUGAUGAACACCAGAUCUCCACCAUUCUGGACUCCUGCUGGGCGACACCCUUCAAUGAUGCCAACUACCCCGUCCGCUGGAAUCUCAUCAACCACGAGUGUCCCAAUCCAGCAGAUGGUACUGUGGAGCUCGUUCAGAAUGGCAUCUCCACUGCGGCUCGUUUUUCAUUCAAGAUGUUCACCUUCACCAACUAUUCCUCCAUCUACCUUCACUGUCAGGUUCACUUGUGUCUUUUGGGGCACAGCAACUGCACUGCUCAUUGUAUCUCAGGUUAUCACAGGAGAGUAGCAAGGGAUGUUAGCCACCAUGACACUGCAGCCAUCUCAAUAGGACCUCUUCAUACAGCCCCAGAUGAAAGAAGGAUGAUGAACGGCGCUCCAGGCCACCCUGCACCUCUGGUGGUUUUGAUUGUCGGUUUGAUUUUUGCUAAAACUUUAAUUUAGAGUCAUUGAACUGAUGUUUCUUUUACAGUUUUUUCUUUAAAGUUAAUAUUUUCCUAGCCUAAGCUACUUUAUUUGUAGUGCAGUUUCAAUGUUUUAAAUGGUUUAUAAAUUUAGACUGCUGGAUUUCAGUACAAAAUCAUAUUUCUUAACACUUGAGGAUGUUUUAUGAUUUAAAUAAGGCCUUACAGUUUUUUUUGUAGCAUAAUCUUUCGCAACCAAGACACAUCCAGCUUAUCAAAUUAAGGUUACAUUUUAGAAAAUCAUUGCUGUUUUUAAAACUUGUAAUUUUACAUUCCUGGUUAUUUUACUUUUAAAUACAUUUGCUGAAUUUUAAAAAUAAACUCUGCAUGCUGUCUAAAAACAUGACCCUGAAGGACAUGUUUUGUGUGUUUUUUUUCAAUAAAAAUAAUUUUAUCACA
Oryzias melastigma (Indian medaka) is the source of this 14447-nucleotide messenger RNA. RefSeq names its product alpha-tectorin. NCBI's taxonomy places the organism in Eukaryota, Metazoa, Chordata, Actinopteri, Beloniformes, Adrianichthyidae. Gene Ontology annotation, biological process: cell-matrix adhesion. The record is from RefSeq and is a predicted model, not a curated record. Gene Ontology annotation, molecular function: protein binding.